AUGGCUUCGGCGGCGGCGCGGCGGCAGAUCUUCGCGAUGGGCGAGCCGCUGCUGCGGCAGGCGCGCGGCGCCAUAACUGUGCAGCUCUGGCGGAGGGCCGCGUGCAUGGUGCAUGCUUGCCUGCCCCGCCUCUCCGCCGACGAGGCGGCCGCCGCUCUCGCCCGCGGACGGGCAGCAGUACCCGUGGAGGAGCUCGGGCGAACGGCCGACGACGACGCCGCGGCGGACGACGACGCGGCGGGGCCUGCUGGCACGGCGGCCGAGGAGGCCGCAGGCGCGGCGGUGGGCCCGCGGCGGCAGUUCGUCAGCGCAUGCGGCCUGGCCGGGCCCGGCGAUGGCCGGCACAGCCACGGGCGUCGCCGAGGUCGUGGCCGCGUUCGAGGCGCUGGCCUGCGCGGCGGGCGCGGCGGGCGCAGCGGCUGGUCCCAGAGCCGCGGGUGGCGUCGCCGGCCUGGCAGAGGAGCUCGAUUCCCCAGCCCUGGCUCAGGAGAGCCAGGGCCGGUGGCCGCGUCGGCUGGUGGGGUGGGCCUGGAGGCGAGCGCGGCGGCUGGCGGCGAGGUCCGGGGCGACGUUGCCGGCCUGGCGGGGGCGCUCGCGGGGCUAGCUGGAGCGGCUGCCGGCGCGGAGCCCGGCCUGGGCGCUGCAGGCGAGGCCCCCGCCGGGCGCUCGCGGUGUCGGUUCGCGGCCUUGCGGCUCGUCUACGGACGCGGCCCGCAGCGAGAGCCGUCGCGAGCGGGUUGA
Messenger RNA from Prorocentrum cordatum, 741 nucleotides. The record is from the annotation of a GenBank genome assembly. Lineage: Eukaryota; Dinophyceae; Prorocentrales; Prorocentraceae.